AUGGUGCUGCUGACUAACGGGAAAGUUGAGAAUGGGGGGCCUAUCACCAACAUCAAGGAUGUAGCUGUUAUAGGCGCUGGUAUAAGUGGUGUCGUCUCAGCGGCUCACCUUCUCCGGGCUGGGUUCAAUGUCACCGUAUUCGAGCGGACCGGCGCGGUCGGUGGAGUUUGGGGCUACGAACCUCAGCCGGACAGAGAUCCGCCGUUCCCCAAUGUUAGACCACCGACUCCGAAUUGGUCGGAAGUGGAGAAGCAAGGGCUAUCGUCGGACGAAGUCGAGUUAAUACACGGUCCCCCUAAUCCAUGUUAUGCUGGUCUUAAGAACAACAUUCCCACGCCGGUUAUGCGAAGUAGUCUAUUACGCUGGCCGGAAGGGAGCGAGGACUUUGUCGAUCAAGCGGUAGUCCACCAAUACAUUCAAGACAUUGCUCGCCGCCAUAACGUUUACGAUGUGAUACUUCCUCACACCCGAGUAGAGAGUGUAUCGAAACCAGAGGGUGAUACGCAAUGGGGCGUUUCGACGAGCACAUUUACAAGGACCCAGUCCGGCCAUAAGUUGACGAAGAAGAACUGGAAGUUCGACGGGGUUGUGGUAGCGAGUGGACACUACCAUGUACCGUGCGUGCCCGAUGUCCCGGGAUUAGCUACGUGGAAGCAGCGGUUCCCGGAUAGGGUCACGCAUUCAAAGCAAUAUCGGACACCUGCUCCUUUCAGUAACCAGACCGUGCUCAUAAUCGGCGCGGGAGUCUCGGCCUUGGACAUCGCCAAGGAAACCGUGGUGCUGGGAGCGAAGAUAAUACAGAGUAACCGGCAGAGCAAAUAUGACAUCCUGUCAUCACGCUUACCUGAUGGUAUCGAAAGAGUUCCGAUGGUUGCCAAAUUCAUCGUUGAUGAAACAGCUGGCGAUAGCAACUCCCAGACACUAGAGUCUGAUCGCCACAUACCUGGAAAGGUCAUUUUAGAAGACGGAAGAGUGCUUGAGUGCAUCGACCGUGUCGUUGUGGCAACGGGAUACAUUACCUCUUACCCCUUUCUGGGAGACCUGGAGCAGCCUCACGUUCCCUGGGAAGAGGCCGACGAGAAAGUAGUCAUCACAUCUGAUGGCUACAUCACGCACAAUCUGCACAAGGAUGUCUUCUACAUCCCAGACCCCACAUUGUCAUUUGUGGGCGUCUCCCACCUCGUGUCGACAUUUUCGCUGUUUGACUUCCAAGCACAGGUCGUGGCGAAGGUGUUUGCGGGACAAGUACAGCUUCCACCGCGAUCGGUGAUGCAAGAGGAGCAUCGGGAGAGGAAAUUGAAAUUCCAGCCUGGGGAGAGAUUCCACAGUCUGUUUGGGGCGGAAGAUGCGUAUAUAGACAAAGUGUUGAGAUGGGUGAAUGCAGAUCUGGUAAAGGCUGGUUUAGAACCACUGCCGGGGAUGGAUGAGGAAUGGAAGGUUAAUUACAAGGUGGUCCAAGAGAGGAUUAAGAGCACUCAUGUUCUUACUUGA
Messenger RNA from Hypoxylon fragiforme, 1491 nucleotides. Its product is annotated as FAD/NAD(P)-binding domain-containing protein. NCBI's taxonomy places the organism in Eukaryota, Fungi, Ascomycota, Sordariomycetes, Xylariales, Hypoxylaceae. The record is from RefSeq and is a predicted model, not a curated record. The transcript has 2 exons. Gene Ontology annotation, molecular function: NADP binding; N,N-dimethylaniline monooxygenase activity; flavin adenine dinucleotide binding. The coding region runs from base 1 to 1491 and encodes 496 amino acids.